AUGUCGUCGCAGCCGGAUAUCAUAGUGUCCGUCGACUUUGGCACCACGUUUACAGGUAUUUUUCUUGUCUGCCCUUCUCUACGCUGUCCACGUCUAACCCCGAUCCAAGGUGUCGGAUGGCGCUCGCCACGCACGCCCGUCCAGGUCAUCAAUGACUGGCCCGGCAGCGCGGACCGGGGCGAGCGCAAAGUCCCGACCAAGCUCAUGUACAAUCCAGACGGCACGCUCUCCUCCUGGGGCUACCUGUGCGCCGACGACGAGGACCUGGAGUACCAGACCGACGGCGACCACCAGCAAGCCGCCGUCGCCACCAAGACGCGCCGCGAGUUCUUUAAAAUGUUCGUCGACUCGGAGAACCUCGUCACCGCGCAGGAGCAGGGCGUGGCGCAGGCGCCCAAGACGACCGAGGAGGCGCAGCAGUACGCCGCCGACUUCCUCGGCGAGGUGUACCGGCACGUGAAGCGCUCCGUGGAGAUGCAGGUCGGGCUGGGGCGCGUGGCCGGCGGCUGGGCGGGCUCGGCCGUGGAUUUCCUCUUCAGCGUGCCGACGACGUGGACGCGCAUGGAGACCAUCAACGCCUUCAAGGGCGUGAUCCGCCGCGCGGGCUUCGGCGUCGAGGGCCCGCGCCACUCGGCCCAGAUUGACCUGACCGAGGCCGAGGCCGCCGCCGUCGCGACGCUCAAGACGAGCGCGCUGCGCUUCCGCCCAGGCAGCCUGUUCCUGACCGUCGACGCCGGCGGCGGCACCACCGACCUGUCGCUCAUGCGCGUCACCUCCGUCGACGCCGACUGUCCACAGAUGGCCCAGCUCGCCGCCGUCAAGGGCGUCGGCAUCGGCUCCGCGCUCAUCGACCGCGCCUUUGUCCGCCUCGUCGAGCACCGCCUCAUCACCUGGCCCGACGUGCGGGACCGGCUGCCGGCCAGCCUCGGGUUACGUAUGGCCCAGGGCCACUACUUCCGCACCGUCAAGCACAAGUUUGGCGAGAAAGUGUACAUGCAGCCCAGGUUCAAGAUCCAGAUGGAGGGCGUGUCGCACGACUUUAACCAUGCGGGACUGGGUAUUGAAAAUGGGCGCAUGGUGUUUUCCAUCUGGACUGGCUCCAAGAGAAUGGAUCCUCUGACCAAGUGGCAUGUUGCACCGACACUCCCCCCCCAUCCUCCCAGCGCACUAACACUCGUCUUCCAGGAGUUUGUUAUCCUCUCCGGAGGGCUAGGAAGCUCCGCAUAUGUCCGACAAAGACUCCAGCAGCAGCUCACCAGCUUCCCCCAUCCGAACGCGACCAACGCCGUCGUGAUCCCGUGCCAGGAUCCGCAGCUGGUCGUCGUGCGCGGCCUGCUGCUCGACCACCAGCAGCGCACCGACAUGGGAAACCUGUCGGUGCUCGCAACGAGGGUGGCGCGCGCGAGCUACGGCGUCAUCGUCAAGGAGGUGUACUCGCCGGCCAAGCACUUUGACCAGGACGUUGUGCAGGACCCCUUUGACGCGAGCAAGCGAUGGGCCGUCGACCAGGUCCAGUGGAUGAUACGAAAGGGCGACACAGUGAACCCGAACGAUCCGCUGAUUCGCAAAUUCGAGUUUCACCUGGCCGAGCGCGACACGACGCGAUCAUGGAACGCCGACAUUGUCAUUUCCCAUAACGAGCCGUCAUUCCUGCCCAGCAGUUUGAAACAAGCCGGCGUCACGAGGCUUUGCCGCGUCAAGAGCAAUCUGCAAGGCGUCCAACAGCACCAAUUGGUCCUCAAGCAAAAAAGAGGCACCUGCUUCACCCGGGGUCACAAGUUCUACAUUUGCGAGUUUGAAAUCCGCGUCAUUGUCGCGCCAGCUGAUCUACGCUUCGAGCUGUGGUUCGGCGGCCAGAGAUUUUCAGGAAACCAUGAGCCAAUAGAUGUAAAGUGGGAUGACACAGGAGCUCGUGUCAAAUCUGGGUAG
Molecule: messenger RNA, 1929 nt
Organism: Cordyceps militaris CM01
Lineage: Eukaryota; Fungi; Ascomycota; Sordariomycetes; Hypocreales; Cordycipitaceae
Product: Hsp70 family chaperone
Exons: 4
Coding region: 1-1929 (642 amino acids)
Source: RefSeq, a predicted model, not a curated record